Ictalurus punctatus (channel catfish) is the source of this 8222-nucleotide messenger RNA. RefSeq names its product NACHT, LRR and PYD domains-containing protein 12. Gene Ontology annotation, molecular function: protein binding. Lineage: Eukaryota; Metazoa; Chordata; Actinopteri; Siluriformes; Ictaluridae. Bases 1355 to 4795 code for a protein of 1146 amino acids. The transcript has 19 exons. The record is from RefSeq and is a predicted model, not a curated record.
AUUUGGCAAACUUAUUAUAAUUAUAAUUAUUCCUCUUCUUCCACUUUUUUAUUCGGUGCGAAACUAGUCCCGCACCGUUUGUCGGAGAUCGACGGUUGAGGUGUCAAAUCGAUCGUCUUAUUGAGCAGAGGUGUGCUGUGUAUUACGGAAGUGAUCGGAAUGUCGGCAUUCCCGGUACGGAAGCGCAAAGUCGGAAAAUUUCCCAUAGACUUGCAUUGAGUUGCGAAAGAAUUGGCCACCAGCUCUAAAAGAAUUGUCUCCAUACAUGCCCGGCUCUCAAAAGUAUUGGCGCCCAAUCUGGCCAACUCUCAAAAGUACUGGCACCCCGCAUGGCUGGCUCUCCAUAGUAUUUCCGCCCUACACGGCCAGCUCUCAGAAGUAUUGGCACCCUGUGACUCCAGCUCUCAAAAGAAUUGGCGUCCAGCUCUCAAAAGAAUUGGCACCCUACGCCGUCAGCUGUCAAAAUUAUUGGCACCCCACUCUUCUGGCUGUCAAAAGUAUUGGCACGCUACGCUUUCGGCUAUCGAAAGUAUUGGCGCCUGAUCUGAAUUUUGCCAUGUCAAGCAGCACACAUUUUCUUCAGGAAAUGUACUGGUCUAGUUUAUUAUUAUUAUUAUUAUUAUUGUGUGUGUGUGUGUGUGUCUGUCUUAUUAUUUCUGUGUCUGUGUUAUUAUUUCAGACAUCAGAUAUUUCUCAUCUAUAUUAAAUGUUUUCUACACAUUUGAUCAUUUUAGAAAAUGUUUGAAGGAUUUUUACACGCACCCCUGCUCUCAUCAGACAGAACCUCGAUUGGGAAACACUGGGUUAGUUACUCGUCUGACCAAUGUGUUUAACUUACUCUCCAUCAUCACCUUUAUUCUGAGUAACAUUCAUUAUUCACACAAAAACUACUUACACACCAAUCCUCACUAAUAUCAGGAUACUCGCUCUCAUUAAGGGGAAACCAGAAAAAAAAAAUUUCUGCAGAUAUUUAAGUAAACUUACUCAGCGUAUGAGUUCUGCUUCUUUAUCUAAUGAUCUGCUGAGUGUUUCUAGCACUUCCUGGUAUUUAAAUUUUGUUUAUAUAUUUGUAUAGAGCUCUGACAGUUGUUCGUGCACAGCUGAAUGAAGUCACGAGAUAAUAAAUGAAGGCCUUUGCUCGAUGGAUCAGAAAGCUGUCUGAAAACAAACCAUAUCCUACCUCACUGCCCCUCCCCCUCUGCAGAAUAAACGGUUAGGAAGUGAAAGUGAAAGUCAGUCUCCAUUUUGUGUGGAGGGGAAAAUACAGCAUUUCAGGAGUAAAAACACAGGUUUGAUUUAACACACCGAUGUUGGAGUGAAGUAAACGUGUGUCCUGCUGUAAUCUGGAGGAGACAUGACCUCCAACAUGAGUGUGUCUGGAGAACAGGACUUAAAGAGAGACGAGAGAAUGAUGGAGGGAAAGAGAUCAGACUCACCAGAACCCAGCUGUGUGUCCAUGAAGAGUGACGAGUCAAUGAAUCAUCCAAUUACCUUCAGUUCUCCUGAUGUGAGACCACAACAGAAGAAAUCAAACCUCAGCAGAGAUCAGUUGGACUCCAUAUUCAAGGAGCUGGAACACAAAGUCAUCACUCUGAUAAAGAAUGAACUGAAGAGGUUUAGGAAGCUCCUGAGUCCAGAUUACCCAGCAUGCACUGAGAGGGAGGUGGAGGAUGAGCAGGAUCUGCACAGUGUCAGAGACGGAGCGCUGAAGAUCACACUGCACGUCCUGAAGAACAUGAACCACACAGAUCUCGCUAACACACUGCACAACAAACUCGCCUCUGUGUAUCAGACAAAGCUGAAAUCCAGCCUGAGAGAGAAGUUUAAAAGAAUUAAUGAAGGAAUCUCACAGCAUGGAAGCUCAGCACUUCUGAAUGAGAUCUACACAGAGCUCUACAUCACAGAGGGUUGGAGUGGAGACGUCAAUAAUGAACAUGAGGUGAGACAGAUUGAGACAGCGUCCAGGAGACCAGCAGCACAGGAGACACCCAUCAAAUGUAACGAGCUCUUUAAAGACGAGUCCAUCAGAAGUGUUCUGACUAAAGGAGUUGCUGGAAUUGGAAAAACAGUCUCUGUGCAGAAGUUCAUUCUGGACUGGACUGAAGGAAAAGCAAAUCAGGACGUCACCUUCAUGUUUCCACUUCCCUUUAGAGAGCUGAAUCUGAUGAAGCAGAAACAUCUCAGUCUGAUGGAUCUUCUUCAACACUUUUUCCCUGAAAUGAGAAAACUACAGUUAAUAGACUCCUACAAAGUGGUGUUGAUCUUUGAUGGUCUGGAUGAGUGUCGACUUCCUCUAAAUUUCCAGAAGAAUGAGAGACUGUGUGAUGUGACAGAGUCAGCCUCAGUGGAUGUGCUGCUGACGAACCUCAUCAAGGGGAAUCUGUUUCCCUCUGCUCUCCUCUGGAUCACCUCUCGACCAGGAGCAGCCAAUCAGAUCCCUCCUGAGUGUGUAGACCAGGUAACAGAGGUACGAGGGUUCAGUGAUCCUCAGAAAGAGGAGUACUUCAGGAAGAGGAUCAGUGAUCGGAGCCUGGCCAAUAAAAUCAUCUCACACAUGAAGUCUUCAAGAAGCCUCUACAUCAUGUGCCACAUUCCAGUCUUCUGCUGGAUCUCAGCCACUGUUCUAGAGAGAAUGUUGGGUGAAGCAGAGAGUGGAGAGAUCCCCAAGACUCUGACUCAAAUGUUCACACACUUCCUGAUCUUUCAGAUCAAACACAAGGACCAAAAGUACCAUCAGAAAUGUGACCCUGACCCUCAGCAGACCAGAGAGAGUAUCCUGGCACUGGGAAAACUGGCUUUCCAACAGCUGGAGAAAGGAAACCUGAUCUUCUAUGAGGAAGACCUGAGAGAGUGUGGCAUUGAUGUGAGAGAAGUGUCAGUGUACUCAGGAGUGUGUACCCAAAUCUUCAGAGAGGAGUUUGGGCUUCACCUGGGGAAGGUGUUCAGCUUUGUACAUCUGAGUGUUCAGGAGUUUCUGGCUGCUUUAUAUGCAUUUCUCUCCUUCAUCAGCAGAAAUGUGACAGAACAACCAACCACUGAUCUGUCUGAUCUUCUCAACAAGUCAGACAUGUCUGAUCUCCUCAGGAGUGCAGUGGACAAGGCCUUACAGAGUGAGAACGGACACCUGGACCUGUUCCUCCGCUUCCUUCUGGGUCUCUCACUGGAGUCCAAUCAGACUCUCUUACGAGGUUUAAUGCCCCAGACAGGAAGCAGCUCUCACAACAAACAGGAAACAGUCGAGUACAUCAAGGAGAAGAUCAGGGAGAAUCCAUCUCCAGAGAAAUCCAUCAAUCUGUUCCACUGUCUGAAUGAACUGAAUGAUCAUUCUCUAGUGCAGGAAGUACAGACUUACCUGAACAGAGGAGGUGACAGUCGUCUCAGGGGAACCAGACUCUCUCCUGCUCAGUGGUCAGCUCUGGUGUUUGUGUUACUGAACUCAGAUCAGGAGCUGGAUGAGUUUAAUUUGUGGAAAUAUGACCCAUCAGAUGAAUGUCUUCUGAAGCUGCUGCCAGUGGUCAAAGCCUCCAGAAGAGCUGAGCUGUGGGAGUGUAAACUGACAGAGGAAAGCUGUAGAGUUCUGUCCUCAGUUCUCAGAUCAAACUCCUCCAGACUGAGAGAACUGGACCUGAGUGACAAUAACCUGCAGGAUUCAGGAGUGAAGCUGCUCUCUGCUGGACUGGAGAAUCCACACUGUACACUGGAGAUACUGAGGCUGUGGGGGUGUAAUCUGACAGAGGAAAGCUGUAGAGUUCUGUCCUCAGUUCUCAGAUCAAACUCCUCCAGACUGAGAGAACUGGACCUGAGUGUCAAUAACCUGCAGGAUUCAGGAGUGAAGCUGCUCUCUGCUGGACUGGAGAAUCCACACUGUACACUGGAGAUACUGAGUCUGUGUGAGUGUAAACUGACAGAGGAAAGCUGUAGAGUUCUGUCCUCAGUUCUCAGAUCAAACUCCUCCAGACUGAGAGAACUGGACCUGAGUGACAAUAACCUGCAGGAUUCAGGAGUGAAGCUGCUCUCUGCUGGACUGAAGAAUCCACACUGUACACUGGAGAUACUGAGGCUGUGGAGGUGUAAUCUGACAGAGGAAAGCUGUAGAGUUCUGUCCUCAGUUCUCAGAUCAAACUCCUCCAGACUGAGAGAACUGAACCUGAGUGACAAUAACCUGCAGGAUUCAGGAGUGAAGCUGCUCUCUGCUGGACUGGAGAAUCCACACUGUACACUGGAGAUACUGAGUCUGUGUGGGUGUAAACUGACAGAGGAAAGCUGUAGAGUUCUGUCCUCAGUUCUCAGAUCAAACUCCUCCAGACUGAGAGAACUGAACCUGAGUGUCAAUAACCUGCAGGAUUCAGGAGUGAAGCUGCUCUCUGCUGGACUGGAGAAUCCACACAGUACACUGGAGAUACUGAGUCUGCGUGGGUGUAAACUGACAGAGGAAAGCUGUAGAGUUCUGUCCUCAGUUCUCAGAUCAAACUCCUCCAGACUGAGAGAACUGAACCUGAGUCGCAAUAACCUGCAGGAUUCAGGAGUGAAGCUGCUCUCUGCUGGACUGGAGAAUCCACACUGUACACUGGAGACACUGAGGAUGUGUUACUGCAGGAUUACAGAUGAAGGUUGUGCUGCUCUGGCUUCUGCUCUGAGGUCAAACUCCUCAUCACGCCUGAGAGAACUGGAUCUGAACUGGAAUAAUCCAGGAGAAUCAGGAGAGAAGCUGCUCUCUGAUCUACUGAAGGAUCCACACUGUAACCUGGAGACACUACACAUUAACUAUAAUACACUCACCAGGACUGGCGUAUGACAGGAGUCUCACCUCAAACCUCUUCUCCAGGAUAAAGGAGUCUUGGUGAAGAGUUAGAACCCGUCCCACAUUUCCAGCAGUUUGGGAGCUGAAUCAUUAAACUUAAAGGGGCAGAGCAGAAACAAAGUCAAGAACAGGCAGAAGGUCGUACACAGGAGAAAUCAACACACGUAGCCAAAUAUCUGCUGUACAAAGCAACGGCACCGAUCUGCCCCGGGGAUGGAGACUGACGAGGCUUAAGUACAUGUCCGAAAAUGUACAGCCAACUCAUCCCAAAGCACAAGGCGGGAGCAGGCGUGUACGAGAUGUGAUCGUCCAAUGGCAAGCAGGAACAUGACGCACCGCAGUAGACUGGGCUUAAAAGAGGAGGAGACAAGACACCCAUCCCUCCCCCGACAUAGACACACGAAUGGAACAUAGUACAAAUAGAAAUACAACUGAGGACAUAACAAUGGUCAAGUAUCAAAUAUAAUGUAAACGUGCAUUGAUGAAGUUAAUGUUGUUAGUAAUUGUUUAUAAAUUACCAUGGUAACACGGAGCUCCAAGGUAUAAAAAUAUGGAGUUUGUCAUCAAUCAAACAGUAACCAGUUUUAAUACCUAAAAAGUUUACGUAGCAAAAUUUAGCAAAGCGCUUUACAGUAAAUUAAAAUGUAAAAUUAAACUAAUGAAAUGUUGUACAGAACAUGCUUAUGUUAAUGUUUGUUUCAUUAUAUGAUCAUAUAAAUAAAUAAAUACUCCCAAAGUCACCAUAAUUGAAAGCUUUUUGCUGUUAAACAUUUAGAGAUUGAUGUUGUGGUGACUCAGUAGUUCACUCAGUAUAUCUGGGUAAGACACAGUGAACGACUCACUGCUGGCAUUCAUGAAGAAGUCAUAAACUCCACUGGAAUAAUAAAUAGGAUCUAAUAAAACCAUGAGUGGAAAUUAUUGGUGUAAGUUUAUUAGGAUAGACUUCCUCCAACCUGGAACUAUAUCCUCCAGUCCACGCGGUGGCGGUAACGCGCCUAACAGCUGCGUCUCCGACCAGUAGAAAUCACAGAAGAAGAAAAAGCUGCAGCGGGUAUCUCCUGAGCAGUUGAGUUAUUACACCGAACUAAUCAUCUCCAGAUUAAAUUAUUUCUGACAGUUUUACAGUUAGGUUUGAUCCAGUUUAAACAUAAAAGCUGGUUAUUUUGUCUGUGUUUGAGGAAUUAAAACUCCGUUCUGUUUUUAAACCCGAGAAUCCCUUCUAUCGUGCACUGGAAGAUCGCUGGACUUGAAGCAACUCCAAAUGGUGGCCUGUUUGCCCAAAGCCCGUGGUGGUGGCAGUGCAUGGCGUGUGUGUGGGAGCAGGUCUGUUGGGAGUGUUAAGUACCAUCUCAUACACUCAGCAAACAAUAUGGAUGGAACUUUCCAGAGUUGUGGUGUCACUUUUCCUGCAAAGCUUUAAUCAUCAGAGAGUUAUCUUUUACUGGGGCUUUUAGCUGCAGGAGACUGAAUUACUAAGUUUUUUUUUUUUUGUGGAUCUGAUUUCUUCUUUCGCAGGAGUGGAUCUAAUCACAGCCUGUGAUAUUCGUCUGUGCACACAGGAUGCCUGGUUUCAGGUGAAGUCGUGUGUUCCCUGAUAGUCAAUGAUUGCUGGAGCUCUGGAAAUAGCAGGUGAGAUUGCAGGCCGGAGUCGCGUCGCUGUCCAAGGAACCAAAAUCAACCUCCUCUACUCCUGAGACCACAGUGUGACUGAGAGCCUAGACUACAUGGCUACUUGGAACAUGAACAUGUUGCAGACACAAGAUCUUAUGAAGUCAGCGCAGGCAGCCCUGGAAAAGAAGAGUCCGAAAGACGUGCCCUUCUCCAAGCUUUAAAGGAGAAGAUCCAGGGCUGUUGAAGCUGCGGUGGAACUGAGACUUCAUCAUCCCCAUAUCUUUAGUUUUUCUUGCUAAGUCUCAGUUUCUUUUUAGUCUUUUUAUUUUUAGACUGGUCAAAAGACUGAUUAGUGGAAGUGAAAUGAUGGAUGAACUUUUAAUUACUUGCUUUAUUAUUUGCAGGUGCCUUGUACAGUAAGACAGGGUAACUAAUACUCAAAAGCUUGUUUUGUGUGUUAACAUGUACAGUAGAUGUACAUAUUUCUUCUGGUGCUGUGUGACUGCAGAAUGUAGUGCAGUUAACACAGUAAAUUUCCUUGGAUGCUCACUUUUAACUCGAGGAGGUCACAGUUUGCCCAGACAUCUUUUUUUAAAUCCGUCACCCACACGUCAUUCUGGGGGACGAAGAGGAGGAAGCUGGACAGAUAAAUUUAUUUAUUUAUUUAUCAUUGCUGUGUUUCCUCAAUCGAGUGCAGAAAGAAGAAAAACAACACAACUGAUUUAAAAUAAAAAUAUAGAAAACAAUCUAAUGUAAGGUUCUGAUCCGGUUUGCUUUCAGCAGGAAGGCUGUCCUCUUUCCUGUUGCUCUUUCUCUUCUAUUAGUCCAUUUGUCCAGUCUGAAUCGGUUUGAUUCGUUUCGAGACGAUUCGGAGUCAAAUAAUUUUCUAGUGAGAGUCGCACACUUCCAAACGAACUAGACUGAGAUGAGUAUUUGAUUCUCACUAGAAAGUGAUUCGACUCUGAAUCAACUCGAAAUGAAUCAGUCAAACUGAUUCAGACUCUAUAAAAGGACUAUGAGAUGUGAUUAAGAUAUAUAUUCCAAUGUUUUGCUUUACAAUUCCACUGUGUGUGUGUGUGCGCGCGCACGUGUGUUUUUCAGGAGAACGAGAAACUCGGACACAACAGUACAUCCUGACCAUUGGUACUGUGUACACAUCAACAUACACACACGUCUCCAUGCUGGACAGCUCAGGAGCUUUCACACACAGUGCUAGGAAUAUCCCGGGACAGAGAAACGCACCUUCUAAGUGAGCGAGUUUAGCGUCAACCGGUGAAAUUUGCUGUAGCGUGAACACUUCGCCUCUGUGAGCUUCACUCUCCGUCAGGUUCACUGUAAUUAGACAUAAAAUGUACAUAAUGUUUAUUUUUCAUACAUUUAGGAUUUAAUGUUUUUUUUUUUUUUUUUUUACUCUUUGAGGAACAUAAAUGAUAUUUCGAGGCAGCUUCUUCAUCACUACCUGCUCCGUUUGACUCAAAAAUGUAACGACCGGUUUCAAAAAGUCACGAUGUCUUCAGUUCAUGUGAUUUUACUGUUGAAUUUAAACAGGAAAUGUGAAAUAUUUUUCCCUUUGUUUCCUCUACUGUCUUUUUGCUGUGAUCUUGAACACAGUUGUAAUUUUUUUUUAAAUAAUAAAUAAACGAUCAUUCUAGUUCUCUCACUUUCCUUGUCCUAAUUGUCCUGUAUCUGUUAAAUCUGUUUCAUCUCUGGUCUUUCUGUCUGUAUGAACACUUGUAGAAAUGACUUGUAGUCCAUAUUUUUAAAUGAUUCGUGAUUUUGAAUUUAAAUAAAGAUAUUCUUUAAUUCUGUA